CCAGCUUGCGAAGGGGUUGGUGAAGACACGACUGCUCUUCCAAUUAACCCUCACUAUAAAUAGAGAACAGAAAUCUCAUCUCAGAUCGCGCUUUCUCUUUUUCUCUGCAUUCUCUCUCCCCUCUCUUUUCAGUCUUCUCCUCUCUCUCCCCGUACGAAUCUCUGCAAUGGCGUACGAAGGGAUUCUUCUGGGGAUGGGGAAUCCCCUUCUCGACAUUUCCUCGGUCGUGGACAACGAAUUCCUGGAAAAAUACGACAUCAAGUUGAAUAAUGCUAUUCUUGCAGAGGAAAAGCAUGUGCCGAUGUAUGAAGAAAUGACCACAAAAUACAAUGUGGAGUACAUUGCAGGAGGGGCUACUCAGAAUUCAAUCAAGGUUGCCCAGUGGAUGCUACAAAUUCCUGGCGCAACCAGUUAUAUGGGUUGCAUUGGGAAGGACAAGUUUGGGGAGGAAAUGAAGAAAAACUCGAAACUUGCAGGUGUUAAUGUUCAUUACUGUGAGGACGAAUCUGCCCCAACUGGUACUUGUGCUGUUUGUGUUGUUGGUGGUGAAAGGUCCUUGAUUGCAAACUUAUCAGCAGCAAAUUGCUACAAAUUUGAACAUUUGAAGAGACCGGAAAAUUGGGCACUUGUUGAGAAAGCCAAGUACUUCUAUAUUGCUGGCUUUUUCCUCACCGUGUCUCCAGACUCCAUUCAACUUGUAGCUGAACACGCUGCUGCAAAAAACAAGGUAUUUUCGAUGAACCUUUCUGCUCCCUUUAUCUGUGAAUUCUUCAGGGAAGCGCAGGAGAAAGCUCUACCGUAUAUGGACUAUGUAUUUGGGAAUGAGACUGAAGCAAGGACCUUCUCUAAGGUUCAUGGUUGGGAGACUGAGAAUGUUGAGGAGAUUGCAUUGAAGAUCUCGCAAUGGCCAAAAGCAUCUGGAACCCACAAGAGGAUUACCGUCAUCACACAAGGAGCUGAUCCAGUUGUUGUUGCUGAAGACGGAAAGGUGAAGUUGUUCCCUGUGAUCCUGUUACCCAAGGAGAAGCUUGUCGAUACCAAUGGAGCAGGGGAUGCUUUUGUUGGUGGAUUUUUGUCACAGCUGGUGCAAGAGAAGCCCAUAGAGGAAUGUGUAAAAGCUGGAUGUUAUGCAGCCAAUGUGAUCAUCCAAAGGUCCGGCUGCACCUACCCAGAAAAGCCCGACUUUCAGUAGGCUCUUUCCCACGUUUAUUCCCUACUUGAUUUUUGAGAGAUAAGAGCUGGUAUCAUUUUUAUUAUUACGCCAUGAAGAUUAUGGCCGGUUCUCUCGGGUUGUUAUGUUCUAUUUUUAUGCUGGGGAUUGCUGCCUUAACCCUUUUUAUACUCAAGUAUCGCUCUGUUUUUUUGAGUUGCAGAUAUGUUCACCAGCCUCUGAUAUUUCUAGCGUUAAUGAUGCUCUAAUAAAAUUAUACACUGAGGUUCGGUCA
Molecule: messenger RNA, 1445 nt
Organism: Magnolia sinica
Lineage: Eukaryota; Viridiplantae; Streptophyta; Magnoliopsida; Magnoliales; Magnoliaceae
Product: adenosine kinase 2
Exons: 13
Coding region: 167-1192 (341 amino acids)
Biological process (GO): purine ribonucleoside salvage
Cellular component (GO): nucleus; cytosol
Molecular function (GO): adenosine kinase activity
Source: RefSeq, a predicted model, not a curated record